This is a messenger RNA of Cryptomeria japonica (Japanese cedar), 834 nucleotides long. RefSeq names its product replication protein A 70 kDa DNA-binding subunit A-like. Bases 1 to 834 code for a protein of 277 amino acids. Lineage: Eukaryota; Viridiplantae; Streptophyta; Pinopsida; Cupressales; Cupressaceae. The record is from RefSeq and is a predicted model, not a curated record. The transcript has 3 exons.
AUGGCAUCUUCAGCAGCCACCUCUGAACCGAUAGAGCACUGCACAAUUGAUAGUUCGGCAAAAACCCAAGAAUAUGCCCCUGCCCCUUUUGUGAUUCAAUCUAUCAAUGCUGGGGAUGACCUUCCUUCAACAUUGCUACAAGUUUUGUCAUUUCAGAAAAUGCAGAACAACACAGAUGAUACUGACAGACAUAAAUUAGUGUUAUCUGAGGGCACAUACAUGCAGACUAUUGUAAUACUUAGUCUGGAAGUGAAACAAAGUGAUUGCCCAUUCUUUGGUAAACCAGUAUACCUAUUCAAAGAACAACAACCAGAAAUAAUGUCUGAGGAUAGACCAUCAACAUCUAAACGAUCUCUUCAGUUUGCCACUGAAUUGCCAUCCCCACAAACAACAACUUCUGAAAAUAAAAGCCCUAUCAAAACUUUGAAUCCAUACCAAAAUAAAUGGACAAUCAAAGGGAGAGUUACUCAUAAAUGCCCUAUUAAGGCAUAUAGCACAACCACAAAAAAUAGCCAUGUGUUUAGCUUUGACAUUGUUGACUGUGAGGGUUAUGAAAUUAGAGUCACAUCUUUUGAUGAAAUAGCUCAGUUACACUCUAACUAUGUGGACGUAGGUUCACAUUAUAUUAUUUCAAAGGGAUCCAUCAAGGAGGCAAAUGCGAGGUACAACAAACUAAAUAGUCAUUUAGAAAUCAUCUCGUCUAAUGCAUCCAUACUGAAACGCUGCAGCAACAAAGAACAAGCAGAUCAACAACGUCCUCUUUUCACGCCCAUUAGUGAAUUGUUUCAUCUAACAAAUAACAUGUUGGUUGACAUAAUUGGCCUUGUUUUAUAA